Messenger RNA from Alternaria rosae, 1798 nucleotides. RefSeq lists its product as uncharacterized. Lineage: Eukaryota; Fungi; Ascomycota; Dothideomycetes; Pleosporales; Pleosporaceae. The coding region runs from base 89 to 1522 and encodes 477 amino acids. The transcript has a single exon. The record is from RefSeq and is a predicted model, not a curated record.
GGCAGCCUUAUACAAUGCCAUUGUUCUCCAUAACCACAAUUAUUCUCCUAUCCUUAUCGUAUAGUCGUCCACCGUCCAUCAGCUGAUCAUGGUAUUGGCAAUUGCUGCGAGCGGCAGCCGAACUAAUCGCAGAGACAAUCCCAUCUACAUCGAAGUGUCCAAUCCGCCACCAACCUACACAAGCGGGGACUGCGUACAAGGCCAGCUAAUCGUGGUGCCCACAUUCCAGCCUAAACGCAUAAGCAUAAGUCUAAAAGGCUUCUCUGCCGUUGAAGAUGCCCACGGAAGAAGCGUGCACCUCGAGUUCUAUGGACUUUCGCAAUUCCUCUAUAUCCACGAAAAUGAAUACGAUGACUUUCACCUUCGCGCCAACAACACGAAAAGUCCACCCAGAGUCGAGCUGCCUUUCACCUUCACAUUCGGAAAUCAUGCUACGAUACCUCCUCCCGCUGGUAGAGUAUGGCUUCAUCCAGGGGACCAAUGGAACCACCCCCGUUUCCAGCAUUCUCCUGGAUUCCCUCUACCUCCAACGCUUGAUGGUCCCACGCCCACCAGUCCACGGGUCGUGUACCAUUUAGAAGCGUAUAUGGAGUCAGAUCUACCAGGCACGCCACCAGUAAGAGUCCGACAAGAAAUCACCUACAUGCCUCCAGCCCCUUCCUACGACCGCUCCCUCCUCCAACCGGACCUAAACUUCGGCACCAAACUACCCAAACACUGCACCGGCCAAAAGUUAAUUCGAACACGCAAACUUCUCCCCAAUUACGCCGAGAACUCGAGUAAGCUCGGGCGCUUCAAAGACAAACUCUACGAUAAAGAACUCCUCUUUGGCAUCGAGUCCUUUGCAGAAAUCCCCUACGCCCAAUUCAAUGUCCUCGCCACUCCACCCAACGUCCUGGUCGUCGGUUCUCUCGUUCCCGUCAUCGUAACAGUGCAACACAUCAAACGCUCGGAAUCACUGCCCUCCCCUCCCGAUCUUUUCAUCCGGCGACUCAAAGUGCAGUUGAACGCGAAGGUCAACGUCUUUUUACCUAACGAAGCUUUCUUCAAACAUCCCAGCAGAGUAACCAACCACACCGAACGCCGUACCAUCGUCCUCUGCGACCACAAGUACGAAACAGGUGACGGCGAACCCCUCUACGACGGCCUCAAUCUGCUCGACGUGGCGAACAUCGAACUCGCAAAGGACGUUAACAUCGCGCCUAGCUUCACUAGCUACGGCCUAAAUCUAGAAUACGAACUCCAAAUCGAAAUCGCAGGCCGAUGCGCAGAUAGAGAAUGGUCUGGUAUCGCGUGUACGCAGCCCGUACAGGUGGUUACAGAUUUGCAAGCCUCAUCAACCGCACCUCCUAAUCCAUUCGAAGCGGGGCCUGGGCCGCUGGCGUACCACGAAUUGGAUGCUGCGCCGAGGGUGUACGAAAUGGCUGUUCAUACAGAGGAACCGCCGCCUUAUCACGAUGAGCCGCCGCCGUAUAGGGUGCUCCAGAAUACGGCUGUGGGGGGUCCAGUGGGUGCUGUUUAAGAGACUGAGCGUAUUCUUUUUUUUUUUGCGUAGUCUGGCCUUUUGGUGGACUUGGAGCGUGGUAAGGCAUGCAAGGAGGAAGUUUGUGGAAGGAGUUGUGUGACGCGGUAUGGGGUUUUGCGGCUAGAGUCGCACUUCUGGGCCAUGCCGACUGGGGAUCGAGCUGAGUUUGGUCAUGUCGAAGGUAACCUACGCUUUCGUAUUCUACGUCGCAGUUUCCAACUGUUGGAUUUGUCCGUUGAUAUACUUGAUUCGAUGAUGAGAAGAUGAGAUAUU